CAUUGUAGUCAAAUUUGCUCUAACGUAAUCGAAUUAUUAUUGUAUCAUAAAACACCUCUUAUCAACAAAUUAUGACUAAAUGAUUAUUUUCUAACGACUUCAACGUAUAAAGAUUUUCAACAUGUGGCAGUUACUCGCGCACGUGAACUCCUGCCAACUUAUGCGGCAAAGGUUACUUCCAGUUAAAAAUAGCAGUUAUUUUGUAAAUAUUGUGAAAACAAAACCGUCGGAUGCUGUAAAACGCUAUAUUUCAAACUUCAAAACUUCAAAAGAAAAAGAUAUAAAAAGCGGUGUUUUGCUCCUUUGUAGCCCGUGGAAGCUCUGUACUGGAGUCAGUUUAGGUUUAGCAGCACGGUUAUUAUAUAAUAAUGGUAUUGUACAUUGUAAAGCCAAUCCUUCGCGAAUUAUACAACGCAGACCAAAUGUUGCUGAUGAUAGUGCUAAGUUUGACUGGAGGAGAUUUUGGGAAUAUCUUCUACCACAUAAAUGGCUCUUAGUUGCUGCUGUUGCUUCAGCUCUUGCCGUUGCCUUCCUAAAUGUUUACAUUCCAGCAAUGUUAGGAGCAAUUGUGAAUGUACUGGCUGAAAUGAGAUCCAAUCCAACUAGGGACUUUGUUGAACAAAUUAAGUUGCCGGCUUUGAAAUUGGUUUCACUGUAUAUUGGACAGGCCAUGUUCACAUUUUUUUACAUCCACCUCUUAGCUCAAGUCGGUGAAAAGGUUGCUGCACAAAUGAAGCAAGACCUCUUUGUAUCUAUUCUACAACAAGAUAUGGCGUUCUUUGAUCAAGAGAGAACUGGUGAACUUGUUAAUAGAAUAACAGUAGACGUACAAGACUUUAAGAGCUCUUUCAAACAAACAAUCUCCGGGGGCCUGAGAGCUAUAACUCAAGUAGUAGGUUCAGCGGUCAGUUUGUUGGUCAUAUCACCACAUUUGACUGGUUUGACUUUGUUCUGUGUACCGUCAGUGGUGAUAGGAGGAACUUUCAUUGGUUCCCUCUUAAGGAAGCUCUCUAGGGAGGCACAAGCUCAGAUUGAAAAAGCAACUCUGGUAGCAGAAGAGGCGAUAUCCAACAUGCGAACAGUGCGGGCUUUCGCUGGAGAAGAAAAUGAGGCCAAGUACUUUGCAGAAGAAUGUAAUGUAGCAGCCAACCUUAGCAUGGAGUUAGGGCUUGGCGUGGGUUUGUUCCAAGCUGGGACCAAUUUGUUUUUAAAUGGUAUGGUUCUAGCGACAAUGUUCCUCGGAGGUCACCUCAUGUCAACCGGUCAGAUGUCAGCCGGUGACGUCAUGGCAUUCCUAGUAAACGCACAAACCGUCCAGCGAUCAGUCGCGCAACUAUCGCUGUUGUUCGGAUCUGUUGUUAAGGGACUCAGUGCUGGGGGGCGAGUUUUUGAGUACAUAAACAAGGAGCCCCAAAUGGACACGUCCGGUACAAAGACAAUAAAAUACCACGAGUUCCACGGUGAUAUCGAAUUCAAGGAUGUCACGUUUGCAUAUCCAACAAGACCAGACGCGGUUGUACUAAAGAAUUUUAACUUGAAAAUACCAGCUGGCAAAACAGUAGCUAUAGUUGGUACUUCUGGUAAUGGAAAAUCAACAAUUGCUGUUUUACUCGAAAGAUUCUACGACGUAAACUCCGGUUCAGUGACCAUAGACAACGUUGAUAUCAGAGAGUUUGAUUGUCGUUGGCUCAGAGGUAGGGCCUUGGGUCUUAUCAGCCAGGAACCUGUUUUAUUUGCUACUACCGUUAAAGAAAACAUAAGAUACGGUAAACCGGACGCUACUGACGCUGAAAUUUACCAAGCAGCAAAAACAGCGAAUGCCGACGAUUUCAUACGUAAUUUCCCCGAUGGGUACGAUACUAUGGUGGGAGAAAGGGGGAUGUCUCUGAGUGGGGGGCAGAAACAGAGGAUCGCUAUUGCGAGAGCUGUUUUAAAAAAUCCCCCCGUUAUGAUAUUGGACGAAGCUACAAGUGCCUUAGAUUCAGCGAGUGAGAAAAUCGUCCAAACAGCGUUAGAGACGGCUUCAAAGGGUCGUACCGUUUUAGUGAUAGCACACAGGCUGUCCACUAUUAUGAACGCGGAUCUCAUUGUCGUAUUGAGUAAAGGGAAAAUUAUUGAGAUGGGAACACACGAUCAAUUGAAGAAACAAAAAGGCCAUUACUGGAACCUUAUCAAACAACAGGACCAAGACACUGAAACCUCGUCUCGAUCGUUAUGAAGAUAGUUUCAAAUUAAAUUCUUAUGAAUAAAAUAGUCAAAUUACAAUA
This is a messenger RNA of Melitaea cinxia (Glanville fritillary), 2267 nucleotides long. RefSeq names its product mitochondrial potassium channel ATP-binding subunit. Lineage: Eukaryota; Metazoa; Arthropoda; Insecta; Lepidoptera; Nymphalidae. The transcript is spliced from 14 exons. Gene Ontology annotation, cellular component: membrane. The coding region runs from base 122 to 2218 and encodes 698 amino acids. Gene Ontology annotation, biological process: transmembrane transport. The record is from RefSeq and is a predicted model, not a curated record. Gene Ontology annotation, molecular function: ATP hydrolysis activity; ABC-type oligopeptide transporter activity; ATP binding.